GUGUCCCUCGGCUUUAUGAUUUCUAUUACAAGCCGAUUGUCAGCAUCCACGAAAGUGCCUCGACAUCCCAGCAAUGCUUUGAUGGCGGCCCGGUAAGAAUAGCUCGCCGCACGCGUCCCGGCCUCCGAGACCCCCGAGGGACGCAGUAAGAAAACCUCAGAGGUCACCGAGUGGUGUAUUGUUCUGGGACAAUGUGGGAGGGGACAGUGUGGACGGCGCCAGCGGCUCCCACCGCGCUCUUCUCGAAGGGUUCUGGCUGGUUCUGUCAUGGGGGUCCGGGUCGGCGCUGAACAAUGAGGACGACGUGGGCCAGAGAUCUGCUCCUGAUCACUAUGAGUCACAACGUCUCAUUUAUAGGCAAAACGUGGUGGAUGUUAAUGCUGCCCCUCCGCCUGCUGGUCCUCCUGCUGGCCGGCUCCACCCUCUUCAGCGACGAGCUGGAUCGCUUCACCUGCAACACCGUCCAGCCGUGCUGCUCCACCGUGUGCUUCGACGCCUUCUCCCCCGUGUCCGCCUUCCGCCUCUGGCUCUUCCACCUCGUCCUGCUGUGCGUCCCCGACGCGCUGUUCGCCACCUACGUCGUGCACAAAGUGGCGUCGCCUCCCCACGGAGGGUUCUGCUGCGACGGCGGUCGAGGAGGGUCCCCCGUCGCCCUCGGGGACUCCGGCUCCUCGAGGCUUCCCCGCCUGCGGCCUGCGCGGGAAGCGCCGCGCUUCCACUGCGCUUACUUCCUGGCUGUGAUGCUGCGCGUCCUGCUGGAGGUGGUUUUCGCCGGCGGGCAGUUCUUCCUCUUCGGUUCGUCCGUUCCCCGGAGCUUCCGCUGCCACGAGGCUCCCUGCACAUUUGGCGUGGAGUGCUACGUCUCCAGACCCACGGAGAAGACCAUGAUGCUCCAUCUCAUGCUGGGACUGGCCUCCCUGUCCGUCCUGCUGGGUCUGGCGGACCUGGCGACCUCCACAAAGGCCGCGGUGACCUGGAGGAGGAGGAGGAGGAGGAGGAGGGAGGCGUCGACGGAAGAGAAGAGCGCCGCGCGUUCUACGACAACCUCAACGGAGGACAGCGGAGUCCUUUCGACCAGAAGACUCGGCCUCGCGGUGGCGACGCCUCGGACCCCCAGUCCCUUUGGCACUCCAGUGCCCGCCCACUUCGUCCUCCACAGCCGGCUGAGACCUCCCCUGCCCCCCCGCCCCGACAGAGGGCCGAACCCCAGGACGCCGACACCCAACGGGUGGGAAAAAGCCGGACCGGGACACUUCAGUCGGGGCGAACUGGGGCCAACAGUCUGAUAGCAGGGAGUCUCCGGACAAGAGGUUGGGGUGUAGUGGACAGGGGGGGGGGCAGGUUGACAAAAUCACAGAAAGUUCAACCAUCACGUCCCAAUCGUCACGUUAGUUUGUUGAGUUUGUUAGUUUGUUAUUUAAAUACAUGUCGACUGAACGCUAUUCUGCUCAAUUGGUAAUAAUAAAAUCCGUUGGAUAAAUCGACUCUU
This is a messenger RNA of Gasterosteus aculeatus aculeatus (three-spined stickleback), 1489 nucleotides long. Lineage: Eukaryota; Metazoa; Chordata; Actinopteri; Perciformes; Gasterosteidae. The record is from RefSeq and is a predicted model, not a curated record.